Messenger RNA from Mobula hypostoma (lesser devil ray), 928 nucleotides. Its product is annotated as RNA exonuclease 1 homolog. Lineage: Eukaryota; Metazoa; Chordata; Chondrichthyes; Myliobatiformes; Myliobatidae. The transcript is spliced from 3 exons. The record is from RefSeq and is a predicted model, not a curated record. The coding region runs from base 17 to 928 and encodes 303 amino acids.
CUUGGGACAGGUGGGGAUGUUGAGCUCUAGUGGCUGUUUCCGUAGGUUCCCCUGUCCUUUUCUGAGCCGCUGCCAUAGAGUUUACUGCCACUUCGAACACGCCGGGAGACUCCCAACUUCACAGGAUGCAUCGGCCAAUAUUUUGGGAAAUUACCAUGACCAACCAGUGUCAGCUACAACUGCCUGCACAGUACUUGAAUUGGAAAAGGUCACCAAAGCAAUUGAGUUAAUCAGGACCGAGGUGGAGGAACAACAGCAUGAACUUUUGAUGUUUCAUUCGUCAUGUGAUGGUGGAAGUCACAGCUUGAUAUCACCAAUAAACAGCCAGGCAAACUCUUUUUCCUGUACUGGCACGACAUCAAUAAAGUAUAAACCUUUCUCUUUCUAUGAAUGCAAUUAUGCUGUGUAUAAUCCACAACCAAUAUAUAACUGUUCAGCAUGUAAAUGUACAUUUAAGGUUUCUGGUGAAGAUGCAUCCCAGGACCUUGCGCUGGCUAAUUCCAAUGAUAAAACUGAUGGUUCACUUUGGAGUCAAAAUUUGGUUGAAUGCUGUAAACCCAGCAGUGAUGUAGAGUAUGAUCCAUUGGUAAACUUUUUCACGCUGGAAGAUAAAAGUUGUAAUGAAGAUUUGGAGGAGAAACUGGAGUGUAAGGGAGCCAUUGAACCAAGUUCUGAAAUGAAGCAUUCUCUAGUGUCUGAAACAGUGAGGAACAGUCAACCUUUUGAAGCUGAGAUGAGCUCUGAAGAUGAACUUGUUAUUGAUGUACCAGACUUGCCUCUCCUCACUCCAUGUUCCAAGAAUCAUGGGGAGUUUCAGAGAAAGGGAAGUGAUGACCCCGCUUUAAUUUGCGAAAAAAUGAUUGCAGGGAAUUGGAGCCAAAUGUCCAGAAAUGUGGAAAAGCCAAAGAAAAAAGUUCAAUGUGUCUGA